Molecule: messenger RNA, 4727 nt
Organism: Cydia fagiglandana
Lineage: Eukaryota; Metazoa; Arthropoda; Insecta; Lepidoptera; Tortricidae
Gene: Ppa
Product: F-box/LRR-repeat protein 14
Exons: 1
Coding region: 240-1571 (443 amino acids)
Cellular component (GO): cytoplasm
Molecular function (GO): protein binding
Source: RefSeq, a predicted model, not a curated record
CGCCGCAGAGCCUUCGAAUCGAUACGGCGCGCGUCACGUGCCGCCAAGCGCGACCAAUAGCCGCGCGAGGGCGCUGCGGGGCGCGGGGAAGGCCGCGGGGGACGCGCCGCUCCCUCGCCAGUGCACGAGGAGCAAACGCGCGCGACGGACGUCAGUUCCGAUCAUCUCUCGUGUAAUCAAACACGAGUUUCUCCGAAAACCGGUCCGAUGCGAUGUCGUUAUAGUGCAGUGUCGCCGCGAUGAGUGCGUGGACGGAGGAAAUGCUGUCCUGGCGAGACGAGCGGCUCGGCCUAACGGAGCUGCCGAGCACGACGAGGAGAAAACAUAGGAGCGCGCCGUACAGACUGCAUCGGCCGCACUUGCCCGUGCCUUACGUGCCGGAGCCCGUUCCUGAGCCGCAGGGGACGCACAUUUCGAGGUUAUACCCGGAGCUCCUGGCGCUUAUAUUCGAAAGGCUUCCCGUGCGGGACCGAGGCCGCGCCGCUCAGGUGUGCCGCGCGUGGAGGGACGCGGCUGACCGCCGGUCCGUGUGGCGCGGCGUCGAGGCCGCUCUACAUCUUCGUAGGCCUGCCCCUGUACUCUUCGCUUCCCUAGCCCGGAGAGGAGUUCGAAAACUACAAGUCCUGUCCCUUAGAAGAGGGCUGAGAGACGCCGUCGCGUCGCUUCCAGGCCUCGAAUCCCUUUCCCUAAGCGGUUGCUAUAGUGUCACAGACGCCGCUUUAGCUAGCGCAUUUGCAGCGGAACUUCCAGCUUUAAGAAGAUUAGACUUAUCCCUAUGUAAACAAGUAACAGACUCUUCCCUCGGGAGGAUAGCACAAUCGCUCAAAAAUUUGGAAGAGCUAGAACUAGGCGGAUGUUCAAAUGUUACGGACACGGGCCUGCUUUUAAUAGCGUGGGGAUUAAGAAAGCUGCGGCGUUUGAACCUAAGAUCCUGUUGGCACGUGAACGACGCGGGCAUAGCGCAUCUGUGCGGCGGUGGAGAGGCGAGAGGCACGCCGGAGCUGGAGCAUUUAGGACUACAAGACUGCCAGAGGCUGACCGACGAAGCUCUGAAGCAUACGGCCACCGGGCUUCCAAAAUUACAAUCGAUCAACCUCUCCUUCUGCGUUGCCGUCACCGAUGCGGGACUCAGGCAUUUAGCGAGGCUUCCACUAUUAGAAGACGUGAAUUUAAGGGCAUGUGACGGUGUUUCCGAUGUCGGUGUGGCGUAUUUGGCUGAGAGCGGACGCUUGACCGCACUGGAUGUGUCAUUUUGUGAUAAAGUCGGUGACGAGGCGCUGUCCCACGCGACGCUGGGGCUGUCGGGGCUGCGCUCGUUAUCGCUCAGCGCCUGUCGGCUGACGGACGAGGGCCUCGAGCGGGUCGCGAGGCUAUCGCAGCUCGAGACGCUGAAUAUAGGCCAAUGCACUCGAGUGACGGACCGAGGGCUGCACGCGCUGAGCGACGGCCUGCGCAACCUGAAGGCGAUAGAUCUCUACGGCUGUACGUGUAUCACGCCGCAAGGCUUGAAAGACAUCAUGAAGUUGCCUCGGCUUAGUGUACUUAACCUCGGUCUCUGGCAUGUGCGGUGACCACACACACACAGUGUCUGAACGUUCGUUAGUGUGAGUGCGGCGCCAUGUUGAAGUGAAGGAGCCGCCAAGGUUGUGCGCCGGACAGUGAAUGAAAUUAACCAACUUUAAGUUAAACGAAUUAUUUAGGAAGUGGGGCAGUUUUCGUUGUUGUUGACGUUGUUUGUUUUGGUGCAGGAAGACGCCCCAACGCCUAGUCGACUCGGACCUUUUUGAACGUAACGUUUCGUAUUUACUAUGUAAAUUUAGUCCGCUUAUGCAAUAUAGUUUCGGAAUCCAGUUUUUGUUGACUUUCUCUUUAAAAAGGUCUGAUUCUUAAUGUAAGUAAUUGCUCCAUUAGCUAGAUAGAUAUUUAGGCAUUCUUCAAAUUAAUUGUUUCGGGUCGAUCUCACGGGUUGUAAUUGUUGCAUUUUCUCAUUUUGCGGUUUUGGGGGUCGUCAGCGUAUGACUCACUCAUUGACGUUAUUUCUUACUUGUUGUUAUACUUAGUUGAUUUGUUUGGCCUUGAACAAGCUUGAAACCUAAUUAUGUACAAGUUAUUUAGUUGAGAACAAAGUAAGCUAGGUGUUUUCAAGGAAAACUUGAAACGAUUCGAGAUUCUACCGAUUACUAAUUUAAUUUAACAAUCGGUUGCAUCUGUUUCUUGCAAAAAAUAUUUACCUUGCAAAAACGUUAUUAUCAUGCUAUUACUUAUUUUUAAACUAUCUUUACAACACAAAGGUGUUAUUUUAUCUUUAUUUGUGCACCCUGCAUAUCAAAAUGUGCCUAUAACAUUGAAUUCAUGACAUCCUACAUUCUUAAAUUGAAAAUAUUAACAAAGACUCAGAUAUUGCGAGUAUAUUCAAAAUAACGACACGGGCCACUUGUAUUAUGUAUGUAAAUGAAACUUGGAAAUGUUGAAAACAUGACGUUACGACACCAAGAGAGGCAUUUCUUAGGUAGGUAAGUUUUUUGCCGAGACAUAUUGAAGACAUGGAUGUUGAACACGAAAGAAAGAAUGAGCGCGCCGAUUUUAAAUAAUUGAAACGUAUGAAAGAUAGGAUUCUUUCUCAUAAGUUUACAAAAGUUACAAACGUUAAAUUCCUAACAACAUUUGGCGCCCAUUUCAAAAAGUCGCAAGCCGUAAGUUAUUUUCCUUUUUACAGCUACUUUGCGCGGUUACCAUGGCAACACGGCUUGUGGCUUUUACGACAGGGACCGGAUUAUUUGGGUACCGUUCAGUAGUUCUAUAGGACUGACACUUUUUGUCUGAUGAACACCAUUUCUUAAGAAAUUUUACAGUUCUGGAGCAAAUGGAAAGUACCCGAUUGUUCAAAAUGUUGUAACUUAGGCCAGGUUACUAAAACGAGCUUUAUAUGUAUUUAAAAACCACUCAAUACGUAGACCAGUAUCUUAUGACGUUUACUUUUGUUCAACUCAUAAAUACUUAUAAGUUAAUGUUGUUUAAAAUCUAUGUCUUUUAUUGACGAUUCUGAACGUGUGGUCAUUUGCUUAAUAGUAUAAUAUUAACUAAUAACACUAAAACACUAUUAAAGCAAACUUUCGCUAAAUAAUAUAUGAUAGUUAAGUACCUGAUAUGACCAAUGUAAGAAAUGUCUAAACUAUUAACGGUAGGUAGUUCACACUAAAAGUAUAAAAUGAAAUAAAGACAAUACACGACAUAGGUACUUGAACUUCCUUUUUAAUUUAGUCAAAUUAUACAUAUAGGUACAUAGGACAUACACAAUAAAGAAAUACAAGCAUAUUCUUCUUUUGCGUGAUAAUAACAGUUUUUGUAUGUUUUUUAUAAGUUUAUUAAUUUAAAUUAUUUAAUUGACGCGUAUCCACAAUCCUCCUGAGACCCAGAAGUAAUUGUUUUGUUUUUGAAAUUGGAACCAGAAGAUUUUGGAAUAUGUACAAAAAAUUGUACGCAGGGACUUAGGAGGAUAAAUAAAUUGGACGAAACUAAGAAUCUUUGUUUUAUAUCUACUAGUGCCUAUGUUUUCUAUAGUUUGGCAAGAGUCGAUUGCCAGUGGAGCAUAGGCAGAGAGAAUCAUACUCUCUUCUUAUUAUGCUAGUACUAUAAACCCAAAAAGAGGGAGGAGCAUAGUUUUUGAUUCUACUGUUACUGACAAAACUUAUUUGUCAGACUAUAUUUUUAAUAUAAUUGUAUGUUUCUGAGCGUUUCUUUUAAAAAACAAUCGAAUAAGAACCUCCUACAUUUGGAAUUUUGAAGUGUUAAAACGUUUACUUUACCACAUAAUUUUAUCCCUGAACUAACUUUCUAGCUCAAAGGAUUUUAAAACCAAAUCACAAAGUGAGAAGAAUUGACUGUUCAAAUCCUUCUGCUAAAUUAUGUUUAUUUUUUUAAGAAUCGCUCAUUUAUUAAUUUGUUCUGUUUACUUAUCACACGGUACAGAUAAUGUAUCACAACUGACGUAUUACGCUUACCUGAUAAUAUGUAUAAAAUAAAUCUUAUUACCAAGAUAUAAGAUCCACCUCCGGUCAGCGUGUGUUGCUGUAAGUACUUUUAAUGGGUAGGUAUAUAAGAUCAUUAUUUGCGAUGAAUUUUUGCAUUAAUCAUCGAUUCUUGAAUUUCACCUAUGCAAUAAAACUUAAUUCUCCCCUGUUACGGCAAAACGGGGUAUCUGCGAAACAGGAAAAAUGUAAAAAGAUAAGUACGCAGUUUUGUCUUAACAGGGCAGAAUUGUUACCCACUAGCUCUUGCCGCCCAGAGGCCUUUAAAAAGGUCUCCAGAUUAAUUUAAUUUUGAAUCUUUAGUUUGACGUAUCAAAAUUGCAUUUUUGUCUUUGUAGUUUUGAUUCGUGGCGGCUAGCUAACCUAACCCUAGUUUUCUUAAUAAUAUUGAUAAAAAAAUCAUGUAUUUUGUAAGAUAAUACCAAAUGUUACUUGUAUUUCAUAAUGUGUACCGUGUUUUGUUCCUCAGUAAUGUUGUUUAUCGAUGAUGUGAUAAAAAGAUCAAAUGCACCCCCAAAACCAUUUUUAUACGUAAUUUUUACACAUGAUAUUAGUUGAUACUUUGAUAUUAGUUAUGUUUUGUACUGUUCGUGAGAUCGACUCGUGAUGGGCAUACGUUGUAUACUUCAUCGUACUGUUGUACAAACGAAUGUAACAUAGAAAAUGUAUUAAAAGUCAUCAUUUAAGUUACAAAUUGAA